AUGGCUUUCCCGAAAGCCGGAAAGCUAGACAGCCGGAAAGCCGGAAAGCCGGACAGCUGGACAGCUAGAAAGCCGGAAAGUCGGAAAGCCGGAAAGCCGAAAAGCCGGAAAGCUGAAAAGCCGGAAAGCCGGAAGCCAGAAAGCAGAAAAGCCAAAAAGGAGGAAAGCCGAAAGCCAGAAAGCCGAAAAGCCGGAAAAUUAGAAAGCCGGAAGCCAGAAAGCCGGAAAGCUAUAAAGCUGCUCGAAAGCCGGAAAGCAGAAAAGCCGGAGAACCGGAAAGCCGGAAAGCAGGAAAGCAGGAAAGCCGGAAAGCCAGAAAGCCAGAAAGCCAGAAAGCCGGAAAGCAGGAAAGCAGGAAAGCCGGAAACCCGAAAGCAGGAAAACAGAACAGCCGAAAACUCUGAAAAGCAGGAAAGCCGGAAAGCCAGAAAGCGAGAAAGCCGGAAAGCCCGAAAGCCGGAAAGCCGAAAAGCUAGAAAGCCGGAAAGCAGGAAAGCGAAAAAGCAGGAAAGCCGGAAAGCCGGAAAACCGGAAAACCUGAAAGCCCGAAAGCCGAAAAGCCGGAAAGCUAAAAAGCCGGAAAGCCAGAAAACAGAAAAGCAGAAAAGCCGGAAAGCCGGAGCGCCAGAAAGCUAG
Dreissena polymorpha is the source of this 636-nucleotide messenger RNA. Its product is annotated as neurofilament heavy polypeptide-like. The transcript is spliced from 3 exons. Gene Ontology annotation, cellular component: nucleosome. Gene Ontology annotation, molecular function: DNA binding; structural constituent of chromatin. NCBI's taxonomy places the organism in Eukaryota, Metazoa, Mollusca, Bivalvia, Myida, Dreissenidae. The record is from RefSeq and is a predicted model, not a curated record. Gene Ontology annotation, biological process: nucleosome assembly. The coding region runs from base 1 to 636 and encodes 211 amino acids.